ACAGCCCGCAACUGUUCUCUCAGUUUCCGCGAUCCAUUCCAAGCUCGUUUUGAGCCUUGUUGCUUGCGAGCCUUGUUUGGGUGCAAUUUUCGGGAACGAAGGAUUCAAACUGGCAGGAAGCAAGCGACUCAGUUUUUCAGGUCAGGGCGGGUUGCUGAACAGAAUGUUCGGUGGCUCAUCGAGCCCUAAUAAAGACAAGAAUACCUCAAUUGCGUCUCCUUCUACGAUUACUUCUACCACCCGGGCCCGCGUUACCGAAUCUCCUCCCGCUCGCGAGGGCAAGGGCUCGUCCAGCGACAUCCUCAAGCGAUCAAACGACAAACGGGACCAGAACGGGGAUAAAAAGCGGCGGGGUAGUUCCGUGAGCAGGGCUGCAGCGUUUUUCGCAAACGCAAAGAACUCAUUGCAUAUCUCAGGCCUGCGCGAGCCACAAAAGUCGCCUCAAGUCGCGCAGACGCCGCUGCAGAUCCUAGGCAAGAUGGAUCCAGCCUUGGUUGUUCCCCAGGGAUCAUUGAAUAAUUCAGCGGGAGAGUCGUUGCCCACCCCUCGUUCCUCCUUUCGCGUCGGAGUCACAGAAGACAAGAAUAAGAAAUGCCGGCGAACUAUGGAAGAUACCCAUGCAUACCUUUACAAUUUCCUAGGGACACCACUUUCAAUAAACCAGGGUGAAUCUUCGCCGCAGAGUAGCCAGCCCAAGGAACCUGGAGGACCGGAAUCUGGCGACUCGACACCUAUAAUUGAGACAGAUAAUGGAUACUUCGCCAUCUUCGACGGCCACGCAGGAACAUUUGCUGCUGAGUGGUGUGGAAAGAAGCUACAUCUUAUUUUAGAGGAGACUAUCAGAAGAAAUCCCACUAUACCGGUGCCGAUUCUCCUUGAUCAGACUUUUACCCUCGUUGACCAGCAGUUAGAACAGUUGCCUUUAAAGAAUAGCGGCUGUACUGCUGUUAUUGCAGUUCUUCGAUGGGAAGACAGAGCCCCAAACUCUACGAUUUCUACUCCAGACGCGGUGAACAACAAGAUACAGAAUCCUGAACCAAAAGGAGACAGGGGUGAGACGCUACAAAUUCCAGGCAAUUCGACCACGGAAACGCCUUCGGCUAGAGACUCAAGAACUAUGUCUGCUUCUAAACCUGAAAAUCCUACUGUUCGCCAACGAGUAUUAUAUACUGCCAAUGUUGGUGACGCAAGAAUUAUUCUAUGUCGGAAUGGAAAGGCACUACGGUUAUCCUACGAUCAUAAAGGCAGUGAUGAGAAUGAAGGAAUGCGAAUUACCAAUGCGGGUGGUUUGAUAUUAAACAACCGUGUAAAUGGCGUUCUUGCGGUUACCCGAGCGCUAGGGGACUCGUAUAUGAAGGAUCUUGUUACAGGCCACCCGUUCACAACAGAGACUGUCAUUCAACCAGAGGCCGAUGAAUUCCUAAUAUUGGCUUGCGAUGGCCUCUGGGAUGUGUGCACAGAUCAGGAAGCUGUUGAUUUGAUCCGCAACGCCCACGAUCCUCAAGAAGCGUCCAAAAUCCUUGUAGAUCAUGCCCUCUCCCAAUUCAGCACGGACAACUUGUCCUGCAUGGUUGUGCGCUUUGACUCAAAGGCUCACGCGGAUGGAGUUAACAUCAAAUCGGCCGGCGAGAGUGAAGCCUUGAAUAAGACUAGCGUUAGCGAAACUGACAAGAUCGUGGCUCAAGCCAAGAGGGAAUCGCAUCGAAAUUCCGCGUCAAAUCUUGGUCCUGCCAUAACAGAAGCCGAUAGCAGCAGUGAAGUUGAGGUUGCUGCGGCGAAACUUGAUGAGGAACCAGGGCCGGAACUAUCCCUCCCAGAAAAGCCGAAGAAUGACGUGGAUGCUACGUCGUCGACCGCUUCGAGUGAGCUCACUUCAGCCCCUAAUAAAGGGAGUCCUCCAGAGGUCGAAUAGCGCCAGUGGUUCUCUUGGGUGAGAAAUAAACUACGGAGAGUGUGCUUAUUUUUCUAAGAUGGCGGCGGAAUACAAUAUCUCAACGUGCGCCCUCUUUCAUACGUCUCCUGCGGUUCUCCCCAUGAAAUGAGAGGUACUCCUAGUGAGUUCCUGUCUCUGCAACGGGCGCCAUCUUCCGCUUACCGGUAUGCGGCGUCACAGCACAGCGCUGGACCUUCUCGCUGGUGUCUAACGUCUUCCAUGGAUGCAGCCACCAUUUGCGUUCCUCGAAUGCUGCAUGAAUUUUCUUUCCCUUGAUCCCCUACUUCCCACCUUGUGAUGACCCCCUUUCCCCUCAUAUCUCGAUCCACCUUUUGUUUGAGUUUGCGUCGUCGUGCAAGCCUACAGACUUCUGUUUUCUUGUUUGCUUUUUCUGAAUUCUAUGCGAUGCGCUACGGAGAGAUGCGUUACGCAUUUC
This is a messenger RNA of Coccidioides posadasii C735 delta SOWgp, 2369 nucleotides long. It is a transcript of the gene PTC1, whose product is annotated as Protein phosphatase 2C 1. The record is from RefSeq and is a predicted model, not a curated record. Gene Ontology annotation, molecular function: protein serine/threonine phosphatase activity; cation binding. Gene Ontology annotation, biological process: protein dephosphorylation. NCBI's taxonomy places the organism in Eukaryota, Fungi, Ascomycota, Eurotiomycetes, Onygenales, Onygenaceae.